Molecule: messenger RNA, 1236 nt
Organism: Drosophila serrata
Lineage: Eukaryota; Metazoa; Arthropoda; Insecta; Diptera; Drosophilidae
Product: broad-complex core protein-like
Source: RefSeq, a predicted model, not a curated record
AUGUACUUUGACUAUCAGCAGCCGCGCCGUCAUCAUCCACAGCAGCCGCAUCACCACGUGACCCAUGGCGGCAGGGAUAGAGGUCCACAACCACAACAACAACUGAAGCAAAGCGGCAAGUCCAGCGGCAGCGACCUGCACAUUGCCGCCGGGAGCGAACGUAGCCUCUCCCGCUCCUCACUGGGCGGUGCAACGGAAACGGGUCACAGUGCCACGCCCUCGCCCAAGCUGGAUGGAGGAGUGGGAGGAGGAGGAGGCGGAGGAGGUGGCGGCGGCGGCGGAAACGGAGGAUCACCAUCCUCGUCGCCAUUACAACCACCACCGCCGCCGCCCUCCUCACAUCAUCCGCACUUUGGCCAACAUCCGCUGUCGCUGCUGCCCAGCCACCAUCAGUUGCAUGCCACCCACCAUGAGUUGAGUGCCGCCGCUGCCGCUGCGGCUGCUGCCCAUCAUGCCCAUGCCCAUGCCGCUCAUGCAGCCCAUGCCCAUGCCCUGGCCAGGGCGGGAUCACCGUUGGAGCAUCAUCAUGCCCUCAUGCAUCAUCGCCGGGCAUCCCUAUCACCAUCGGCGGCCGCUGUGGCUGCUGGCAAUGCAGCUGCCUCGCAAAGAGGCAGCAGUAAUAGUGGAGCAAGUCCGGCCGGAAGUCUCCUAUCCUCGGUCCGUGCCCAGGAUGUGGCACAGGCGAAUCGAUUGCUUCUACCCUUACCCCUGAAUGCGUGCCAUCGAUGCGAUGUUUGUGGCAAACUGUUGAGCACCAAGCUCACCCUGAAGCGACACAAGGAGCAGCAACAUCUGCAACCGUUGAAUAAUGCCGUCUGCAAUCUGUGCCACAAGGUCUUCCGCACUUUGAACUCGCUGAAUAAUCACAAGAGUAUCUAUCAUCGUCGACAGAAGAAUCAUCAUUCGUAUUUCCAUCAUGGUGGAGGCGUUGGCCAAGCCGUUGGCAGUCCUGGUAGCCGUCUGCAUCAAUCCCUUAGCUCGCUGAGCGCUGCAGCAGCUGCGAGUGGCGGUGGUGCUGGGGGUGCCGGUGGUGCUGGUGGCAAUGCUGUGGCCGCUGCCGCAGCAGCAGCAGCAGCAGCCGCCGAAUUGUUGCUAUCACCCAUCGUGGGAGCUGCUGCGGUGGCCGGUGGAACGGCCAGUUCAACGCUACAGCUGGCGGCGGCCCAUCAGCAGCAGCAACAGCAGCAGCAGCAACAACAGCAGCAACAGCCAGCUGUUCCACGUGGCUCUCAAUAA